Rhizophagus irregularis DAOM 181602=DAOM 197198 is the source of this 826-nucleotide messenger RNA. The record is from RefSeq and is a predicted model, not a curated record. NCBI's taxonomy places the organism in Eukaryota, Fungi, Glomeromycota, Glomeromycetes, Glomerales, Glomeraceae.
AACUAACUAAAUUCUUUAUAUCAAUCAUAUAACUAUAUAAAAAUAUAAAUGAUAAAAUACAUUAUUUCAUUAUUUUCUUAAAAAAAAAUGAUAUGUUACAAAAAUAACCAUUAACUUCAUUGUUUCACUUAAAAUGUUUUAGACUUUUUGAACUUCUGUUAAGCUGAUUGACACAUUUUUUGGCCAUUAGUAUUUUCCAUAUAUAAAUCAUCUAUAUCUUUCUAUUAAUAAUAAAUUGAUAUUCAAUGUCUUUAUUUUCAGCUCUGUAGCAUGAACGGAUAGAAUCUGACGAGUGAAAGUCAUCAUCAUCUUGUCUACUUGUCUUUUAUUCAAUUUCUUCAUAAUAAAUUGACUAUAACAGGAUCAUUAUAAACAUUUUUUUUAAAAACUUAUUCCCAUUUGUCCAUAUUCAAUAUAUAUCAAUAUAUAUAUAAAGGGUACGUGAAAUAAUUUCUACUCUUGCUGGAGAAUCACUUUCACUAGCUAAUAACUUUUUAGCUUUUGGUGUGUCGAUACAUUUGCUUUACAGGUUAUUAGUUUGAUAGUGAUCAAACUGUUAAGAGUAUCAUGAUUUAUGGGUAUAAGAUUCGGGAUGGUUGUUGCCAGUAUAGGUUCCAAAUUGAUUCGACCGCUUGAUUCAUUCUAAUUAAUACUUGACGGCUUUUUUACUCUAUUGCUUUUGGCAAACCUCAUUAUAACAAAUACGAUUUUUGCAAAUCGUCAACUUUUGUACCUGAAACAUUCAGUAGGUAAUAUUAGUAGAAAUAUAUUCUACCUUUUUGAUAUCGUAACACUAUACAAUAUUUAUUUAUAUCAAAUUAUUUGA